Messenger RNA from Rotaria socialis, 354 nucleotides. The record is from the annotation of a GenBank genome assembly. Lineage: Eukaryota; Metazoa; Rotifera; Eurotatoria; Philodinida; Philodinidae.
AUGGAACAAUUGUUAAAAUUUCGGAUUGAUGGCCGAACAUUUAAUGCGAAAAAUAUCGAUGAACUUUAUCCAGGUUUAGAUCGAUUAUUGUUACGAAGUUUACAAACAGGUGAUUGUCGGCAAUUAUUCGAUCGUUUAAAAUAUCGUCAUUUCUAUGAACCAAUUCAUAUGAAAGAACUUGAAUUACUGUGUCAAUAUAGUUUCGGUAUUAAUGAACGUUUAACAAAGUAUAAUAAUCAAUCGAUUAGCACUUUCAAUUUUAAUCAUUCACUUAUUCAUAUGGUACGAAUAAAAACAAGAUUAAUUGAAUUGCGAAUGCAAACAUUAACAUUAAAAACUUUCUGUCGAAUUUAA